Entelurus aequoreus (snake pipefish) is the source of this 770-nucleotide messenger RNA. It is a transcript of the gene polr1d, whose product is annotated as RNA polymerase I and III subunit D. The transcript is spliced from 5 exons. NCBI's taxonomy places the organism in Eukaryota, Metazoa, Chordata, Actinopteri, Syngnathiformes, Syngnathidae. Bases 84 to 428 code for a protein of 114 amino acids. Gene Ontology annotation, molecular function: DNA binding; protein dimerization activity; DNA-directed RNA polymerase activity. Gene Ontology annotation, cellular component: RNA polymerase III complex; RNA polymerase I complex. The record is from RefSeq and is a predicted model, not a curated record. Gene Ontology annotation, biological process: DNA-templated transcription.
CCAUCUAUUUGCCUGUCAGACUGAAAACGGGUUAGGGCUCAAUGACUCGUUGCUCAGGCAAGCAGCGGAAGUGAAAGGACAGCAUGGCUGCUGAAGGGGAGAAAAAACAAGUCCUGGAGAUGGUCCAGGCUGAUGGGGCAGAUGAGGGCUCCGUGACAUUUGUGAUGCAUGAUGAAGACCAUACCCUGGGAAACUCCCUGCGCUAUAUGAUCAUGAAAAAUGAGUGUGUUGAGUUUUGCGGGUACACAAUCACACAUCCGUCAGAGAGUAAGAUCAACUUUCGCAUUCAGACAAAAGAUGGAACUCCAGCCAUCGAGACUCUUCGUAGGGGCCUAACUGAGCUCUGUGAUGUUUGUCAACAUGUUCUCAACACCUUUGAGGCAAAAGUAAACGAGAUCCAAGAGAAACAGGAGCAACCCAUGGAGUGACUGAAGAUCCAUCAUGCAAAAUUACUUUGUCAUAUUUUCCUUUGAAUAUACAAUAUCUUAUUUAUAUUGUUUUAUACAUCAAACCCCCUGAGAACCAGCGUCCUCUGUAGUGGACAUGUAUAACAAUGCUAUUUUUUUCCCAAAAUGUGUAACUCCAACAACAAUGUCCGCUGCAGAAGAUGCUGGCCCUCAGGAGAAUGUGUUUUACAUAAGUCGUGGCACAUUUAAACUUUUGUACAGGCUCUUUUGUAAGAUUUUUUUUGUAUUCCACUUGACCCUUUCAUACUUGUUGAAUUGUUGGCAUGUGGAGCAAAAACACGACAUUAAACUUAAGAAAACAUC